GUCGUUGUUCAAUCGGCUGUGGAAGACAGAGGCGAGAAGAAAAGGGCGUGUGUGGGCUGCGAUCUUUGCCAUCCGGGUUUCAGGCUUGCAGAGGAGUGCCAGAGAUGGAGACAGCCAUGCAGGCGCAGCUGGUGUCAGCGGCGCAGCAGCUGGAGCAGCAGCUGGACGACGAGAUCAGCCGGCUGGAUCGGCUGGACACCGACGACCUGGAGACCAUCCGCCGCCAGCGCAUCCAGGAGAUGAAGCGCAUGAAGGAGAAGCGUCACGAAUGGCACGCACAGGGGCAUGGACAAUAUACCGAAAUCCCAGAGGAGAAAGACUUCUUCGAAGUCCCGAAGAAAUCUGAAAACGUUGUGUGUCAUUUCUACCGGGACGACUUCUUCAGAUGCAAAAUUGUUGACAAGCACUUGAAUAGCUUAGCCAAGAAACAUAUGGAAACCAAGUUUGUAAAAAUAAAUGCCGAGAAGUGUCCUUUCCUUACACAGCGACUGAAGAUCAAGGUUUUGCCUACCAUCGCGUUGGUCAAGGACGCCAAGACCAAGGAUUUCAUCGUGGGCUUUGCUGAUCUCGGCAACAACGACGAGUUCUCAACGGAUCUUUUGGAGUGGAGGAUAGCGCAGGCGGGCGUCAUCGACUACAGCGGCGACUUGCUGACGCCGCCGGACCCCGCCGACCGCAAGUCUCGCGUCACGCAGAAGAAGAAGACGAUCCGCGGCCGUGACCAGGACGACUCGGACUCGGACUAGCCGGGCCGCUCCGGCGGCGUCGACGCGUCGGGGCCGUCGUGACGACGAUUGUGGCGCGGGUGGCCGGCCGCAGCGAGGGCCACCGUGUUCUGGCUAGGAACGCGCCUGGGCCGCUCACGGCCUGCGAUGGCGGCUUGAGAGCCGGGUUAGGGUUCAGCAGAUGAGGCUGCCCCGUAUUCGAACCCGCACACGACAUCAUCCGAAGUGAGGACAUUCCUGCGUGGCGUCGAAUUUACAUCCGUGGAUCUGCUAAUGCUGCUGCACAGUUGUUUUAACACGGUAGUUUGGUUCUUACGCUGCAAAUCCACUGUUACUGAACAUCGCGUUCAUUUUUAAUACACUCAUUGUUGCCAUGCUGA
Pollicipes pollicipes is the source of this 1105-nucleotide messenger RNA. RefSeq names its product thioredoxin domain-containing protein 9. The record is from RefSeq and is a predicted model, not a curated record. The transcript has 5 exons. The coding region runs from base 105 to 746 and encodes 213 amino acids. Lineage: Eukaryota; Metazoa; Arthropoda; Thecostraca; Pollicipedomorpha; Pollicipedidae.